Molecule: messenger RNA, 2590 nt
Organism: Schizosaccharomyces japonicus yFS275
Lineage: Eukaryota; Fungi; Ascomycota; Schizosaccharomycetes; Schizosaccharomycetales; Schizosaccharomycetaceae
Product: ubiquitin conjugating enzyme Ubc6
Exons: 3
Coding region: 356-1081 (241 amino acids)
Biological process (GO): protein polyubiquitination; inner nuclear membrane-associated protein degradation pathway; protein monoubiquitination
Cellular component (GO): endoplasmic reticulum membrane
Molecular function (GO): ligase activity; ubiquitin-protein transferase activity; ubiquitin conjugating enzyme activity
Source: RefSeq, a predicted model, not a curated record
CAAGAUACUCAUGGCUGUAAGUUGGCGAGUCAAACAAAAGUUUUCAUUUAGCUGUAUUUGUUUAUAGAUACUUAUUAAUAUACACAUAACCGUUCUCUUGAUUAGUUAUUGGUUCCUCGAUGCAACAUAAUAGAUGUUUUUUUCGGCUGUUGAAUCGAAAAAACUAUAUGUACUCUAGAUAUCAAAUCUAUACUGUUUGUUCACUUGAGAGACGCAAAAUAAGACUCACAUGGGUGCUACGUAUCUUUAAGACGGAAGCAUCUGAUUUAUUGAUAUAAUCCACUGAAAUCCUCACCAUCCAUCCCUACUAGUACCAAUUGUGUCCCACGUCAGUCGUACCAGUGAACUCGCAAAAAUGGCAUCGAAAGCUGCUUACAGAAGGUUAAUGAAGGAAUACAUGAUGAUUCAGAAAAAUCCGGUCGAAUUUGUUGAAGCCCGUCCCGCUCCAGACAACAUUCUAGAAUGGCAUUAUAUCAUUACUGGCCCACCAGAUACGCCAUACGAGGGUGGCCAGUAUCAUGGUACUCUCACUUUUCCAAGUGAAUAUCCGUACAAGCCCCCAGCAAUUCGUAUGGUUACUCCAAGUGGUCGUUUCCGUACGAACACAAAACUUUGUUUGUCGUUUUCAGACUUCCACCCCAAUUUAUGGAAUCCUUCAUGGAUGGUUUCUACUAUCCUCGUAGGACUAAUUUCGUUUAUGACUUCGGAAGAAAUGCUUACCGGUGGCCUUACCGCAACACGAGCUACAAGACAAGAUUUUGCACGCGACUCUAAGCGUUUUAAUGCUCAGCAAAAUCCGAAAUUUGCUCGAAUUUUUCCUGAGCUAGUUGAAAAAAAUAAUGAGGAUAUUGCAGCAAACAAUCUUCCCCCGGGAAGCUCCCUUGAAGAUAAUUUAAAUGCUGAUGGACCGAUUACUCCUGCCAUCGGUAAUGCAGAUCAUGAGGAGACCACAACAAGCGAAGGAGCAAGAUCGUCUGUAGGCGCAAAUCAGAAUCAAGAAAAUGUAAUAAAACGACACUGGAAGAAAAUUAUUACCGUGCUUGCUGUACUUGUUCUUGCGCACUACAUUGGGCCUGCUUAGAAUACGAAUUCAUUACGAAAAAAAAAAAAAGAAACUGCAGCACAGCUAUUAACUCCUUCCUUUUAUUUUUUACACGCUAAUUUCUCUUGAUGAGGAAGCGUGCAUAAGUACAGUCUUUUCUAUUUGCGCACAUAAGAGACAGGAACAGCUUUCCCUUCUCCUUCAUUGAUAUUUGUCAAUCGUUGCUUAGCACACUAAACAACUCAUUUACUCUUCUGAUAGCUUAUUGUUUCACAAUUGAAAUCGGUUCAUGAACUAGACAGCUGGUGAAUUAUUAUCGGUACUUGCGCUUUCUGUCACUAUCCAGCUAGUUGCGUAGCCAGCUGCAACCAACGUUACAGGAGCGUCGAGCUUUAGUGGGACUGCCGUAUAGACAUCUUUACGAUGUUGAAGACCAGCGUUCCCGUGUUCAUUCCAACCGUAAACUAUUGCUUGUCUAGUUUCCAACAAUACAAUGUUAUGUUCACUACCGCCCGAGACCUGGUGAACUGGUUGUUCUAAACGAGAAUGUGCUUUCUGUGCACGGUCGCCCCUGCCGAAGGCCAGGCAAUUCCCUUUAUCGGUCAGAAGCGUCAGUGUUGACCAGUUUGAUGAAACAUCAACAAUCUGAAGCUGCCUGUUGUCUUCAUUUGCAACCCACGCUGCAUACUCAUCUGUUAUGCGCCAUUUCGUGUUUCCGAGUAUUUUGAGUUCACCGGAAUUGAACAAAAUACCAGUAAAUUGCACUCCACAAACAACUUUCUUUGCGCCAGGGAAUACUCCAAUAAGUACAGGUUGUGAUACUGUAUUUAUGACCUUUGAACUCAAUUGCCCCUUUCGCCCGUCUCCACAACCGUAUAAGCGACCAGCGCUGGUAACACAGACCCAGUGUUUAAGUCCGGCUGCCAUUGAAAUAAUUAUUUCACCAGUCUCAAGAGGAAUAGGUACUUGAGAAAAGGAUUUUGGUCCCUUCACACCUAGACCAAGUUCCCCAUGAGGUCCAACACCGCAAGUGAAUAGCAUUUUUUGGGACAAAUCAACGACUAAAGUGAACUCCCAACCAGCUGAAAUUAAAGAGCAACAAAUGCUCGUAAGUAUUGGUUGAAAGCCAAUGACAUGAUCGACUGCCUUCUUUUUAUGCCAAAAGGGUUGACCACACUGAAGGCUAGAGUUUAAACCUGUCGCCCAAACCUUAUUCUGUUUGUCCAGCAGUAAUGUGUGAUUUCCGCCACAAGCAAUUGCUUUUACAGUUCCAGCAAAUCCAACUUUUGUGGGAACAGCAACAUCCUCGUGAUGAUUAAGUCCUAGUUGAAAAUUUCCAUUGGACCCAAAAGAGUAAAGCAUUACUAUGGAUUUCUACGUCUUUGAUUUACUGACUAUUGUCUCUUAUGGUGGUUUUUGUUAUAACAUAAAUCAAAAAUUAACAGCCACAAAAAUUGCCGGACACAAUUAAUGAAUUAUAACUUUUCUGGUUAACUAAGAAGUUAACGAACUUGUCUUUAUUUACAUAAAUAUACAACGGUUUGCACA